Messenger RNA from Lodderomyces pseudojiufengensis, 2298 nucleotides. RefSeq lists its product as uncharacterized. The record is from RefSeq and is a predicted model, not a curated record. NCBI's taxonomy places the organism in Eukaryota, Fungi, Ascomycota, Pichiomycetes, Serinales, Debaryomycetaceae. The coding region runs from base 1 to 2298 and encodes 765 amino acids. The transcript has a single exon.
AUGACAGAACUAUAUUUCCUACGUCAUGCCGAACGAAUAGAUCAUGCAUUAAAACAAAAUCCAGAAGCUAAACCCAUAAUACCAGAUUAUCAACCAUAUGAUCCUUCAUUAGCAGAAUCAGGAAUAGAUCAAAUUAAAACAGUAGUAGAUGAUAUUUGUUCAACAACUAAUACUUUUCAAGAUAAAGAAAAUUCAUUAAGGAAAAAUGUAUUCAUUCAUUUUAGUCCUUAUUUGAGAUGUUGUCAAACAGCUGAUAUUUUAAUAACUGAACUAAAAUCAAAAUUUAGUGAAUUAUUCCCCAAUUAUAAAGUAAGGUUUCAGCUAUUAGGAGAUUUUGCACUAAGUGAAUGGGUUCAUGACAAAAUGGAGAAUAAACCACCAUUUAUUGAUUCAAACGAUGCAUAUAACAUGUAUACUCCUAACCUUAAAACGUUAAAGAAUAAAAAUGCAUGUUCAAAUUUUAGACCAACUAUUUCAUUAGGUCAAUAUAAUGGUCCUGAUUUAAGUUAUACAGAUUAUCAAGCAAGAAGUAAAGAAUAUUUUCAAAAAUUAUUAGCAACUUAUGAUAAGCCUUCAUAUAUCAAAAACCAAGAUAUCAUAAUAAUAGUAUCUCAUGGAUAUAUGAUAAAUAAUUUUAUGUCAUAUUUUAUUAAUCAUCCUAUAUUUGAAGAAAUUCCAAGCGCUACUAUAAAUUUUGCCAAAAGGAUAGAAAAAGAUGAAAUAGAAGAUAUAGAAGAUGAAUAUGAUCCGAAAAAUUUUUAUUGGAAAAUGGAACAAGAUGCUUUAAAUAUUACAAAAGAAGAGGGCGUUGAUACUGUUUUAAACUUAGAAAGUGAUAUUGUAUAUUAUAAAACUAAUUUUAUCAAAAAAAAUGAAUUACUAAAUAAACCAAAAGAAGAACAUAUAAAAGACGAAUAUAAACCUAGAGCUUCAUUCAAAAUUGAAUCAACUUCAGCGUCUAAAAGUGCUGAUGGAAAACCACCAAUACGAAAUAAUUAUUUAUGUCCAGCUGCAAAAGAUUGGGUACCGAAUAAAAGACAUUUUAAUAUUAAAGCUGAAUUCAAGGAAAAAGUAAUGAAUGAUGAAUCAUUUAGAAGAAAUUUUGAUAUAACACAUCCACCUUCAAAACAAAUUAGUCCUGAUGUUUCACCAAAUUCAGCACCCACCAGAUCCAACUCAGUUAUCGAUUUAUCAAAAAUAUUAAGUAACGAGUCAGUACAACCAAUAAAAUUAAAAUAUUCAAAUACUUCUGAAAUCCCUAUACAUAAAAUAAAUUCUAGAGUUAAUUCACAAGUUAAUUUAGCUCAAUUCAAUAGAUCGGCAAAUUCAUCUGCAGAAAAUUCCACAACAGACUUACCAAAAUAUGUAUCACAAUUACAAAAUAGACAUAGAUCAAGUUCAAAUCCAAAUUCAUCAGUUUAUGUUGCUCAUCAUACAAAAGAUUCUUAUUUCCCACAAGUAAUUAAUAGAGUAAGAUCAAACGAAUCAGACAUGUCAAUCGAUUCAAUUGGUGAUGGUGUAGUGGAUGAAAUGGAUAUUAUAAAGGAGAAUGAACCAAGUUCUCUAUCUAUGUCCAUAGCAGCUGCAGCAUCAGCUUCUGCAUCAGCAUCAGUUUCAGCCGCCGCUGCUGCUUCUGCAAUCCCCACGACAAGAGCAUCACCAAUGGAUACUUUAAAUAGAGCAAGAUCAUUAAAUAAAAAGAGACCAAAUAAUCCUUUAUUUUCAUCAACUUUUCAACAAAAACGAUCUCAGAAUCAAUUACCAACUUUUGGAAAAUUAAUAUCAAAUUCAAAUCAUAGUAAUGAUGUUAGUGAAAGUAGUGAUGAAUCUGAAAGUGAUCAUGAACCAGGUGAAGAUAUAAGUGAUAAUAAUAGUAAUCAUCGUAGUUCAAAAGAAAAUAUUCUGUUAGCUUUCAAAUCCAAUAAUCAUCAUCAUAAUAAUCACAAAGCUAAUCAUAAUUAUAGUCCAGGACGUGAAAUUUCCGGUUCGAAUUCUCCAGAAUCUGUAUCACCACCAAGAGCAAAACAUAAUAGAUCAAGAAAAAAUUCAAUACAAUUCUAUUCAACUUUAUCAAAUGGACAAAAUGGAUCAUCGGCAACGUCUCAUCAAUCACAACAACAGCAACAACAUCAAAAGCCUAGACCUAUAUUUUAUAAUUUCGAUACUGAUGGUGAUGAUGAUGAUGAUGAUGAAAGUGGGAGUGAUGAUAGUAUGUCUGACGGUUAUAGUUCUUCAUCCAACUUUAAAACUAAAAAGAAAGAUAAAGAUGAUUAUUUUUGGUUUGGUCAAAAUAAAUAG